Molecule: messenger RNA, 555 nt
Organism: Schistocerca nitens (vagrant locust)
Lineage: Eukaryota; Metazoa; Arthropoda; Insecta; Orthoptera; Acrididae
Product: speckle-type POZ protein-like
Exons: 1
Coding region: 1-555 (184 amino acids)
Biological process (GO): regulation of proteolysis; proteasome-mediated ubiquitin-dependent protein catabolic process
Cellular component (GO): cytoplasm; nucleus
Molecular function (GO): ubiquitin protein ligase binding
Source: RefSeq, a predicted model, not a curated record
AUGGCGACCGCCGCCGGUGCGGAGGAGCCGGCGGACCUGUCGGCGCUGCUGGACGCGGGCGACGGCGCCGUCGUGACGCUGGUGGCGGGCCGCACGCGGCUGGCGGCGCACCGCGCCGUGCUCGCCGCCAGGAGCCCCGUGUUGGCCGCGCUGCUGAGCCGCGGCGGCGGCGCCGGCGAGGUGGAGGUGGGCGACGUGGCGGGCCCGCUGCUGCGCCAGCUGCUCGCCGCCCUGUACACGCUGCGCGCGCCGCGCCAGCCCGGCGCCGCCCUGCAGCUGCUGGAGGCCGCCGACAGGUUCGGCGUGCCGGAGCUCGUGGCGGACUGCGAGCGGCUGGCGGCGGCGCAGCUGCGCGUCGAGACGGCGGCGGCGGCGGCCGUGCUGGCCGUCACGCGCCGCUACGCCGGGCUGGCGCGCGCCGCCGUCGCCUUCCUCAGGGCGCACGUCUCGCGCGUCGUGGGCACGCGCGGCUGGGCCGACGCCGUGCGCACGCAGCCCGACGCCCUCAUCGAGGUGAUCCGGCUGCUGGCCGACCCGCCGGCAGGAACCAGGUGA